Adineta ricciae is the source of this 1197-nucleotide messenger RNA. The record is from the annotation of a GenBank genome assembly. NCBI's taxonomy places the organism in Eukaryota, Metazoa, Rotifera, Eurotatoria, Adinetida, Adinetidae.
AUGUCGAUUUUUCUUAUAAACCUGGCUCGCAAGCUGACUGUUCGCAACCGUUAUGUUGUCGGUAUGGGGAGCCAGCUCCAGGGCAUGGGUGAUGUGCGUAAUUGCGAUCUUCCAUAUUGGACAGCCGAAGUUAUGCUGAAAUAUGCUUCCGAAUUGGAAAAAGUCGAUUUUGUUUAUUAUACCGGUGAUCUACCGCCUCAUAAUGUUUGGAAUCAAUCUCAAGAACAACAACUUUAUUCACUCAAAACAAUCAAUCAGUUACUAGCAGAAACAUUUCCAAAUGUAACAUUCUACUCUGCAGUCGGUAACCAUGAAGCCGCUCCGUGCAAUUUGUUUCCAACGCCUAAUAUUCAGUCAAGUAAUAUUUCAUGGUUAUAUCAUGCAUUAGCUGACAGUUGGAUUAAUCUUGGAUUACCCGACGAUACACGUGAAACAAUCGAGCGUGGUGCUUUUUACACAACAGUCGUCCGACCUGGUUUAAGAGUGAUUUCAUUGAAUAUGAAUUAUUGCUCAGCAGAGAAUUUCUGGUUGUUUAUCAAUUCAACCGACCCGUUGGAACAACUUCAAUGGAUGAUCAAUUGGUUACAAUACGCAGAAGAUCAUGGAGAAAAAGUGCAUAUUAUUGGACAUAUACCUCCAAAAGCAUGUCUAGCAUCAUUCAGUUGGAAUUUUCACAAAAUUGUCAACCGCUAUGAAAAUACGAUUUCUGGUCAAUUCUAUGGUCAUACACACAAUGAUGAGUUCUUUAUCAAUUACGAUGAACUUGAUCCCAAACGACCUGUUUCAAUGGGAUAUAUAACACCAUCGUUAACCACUUUUUCAAAUCUCAAUCCCGGUUAUCGUGUAUAUAAAAUCGAUGGUUACUAUCCUGACAGUUCCUAUUGGGUACUUGACCAUCGCACUGUAAUUAUGAAUUUAACAGCAACAAACCUUUACAAUCGAACGAUUUUCGUUGAUGAAUAUGAUGCUCGUUAUGCGUAUCAAAUGGAUAAUUUAUUUCCAGAUGAUUGGCAUAAUUUUGUUCAACGUCUCGAAAUCGAUAUGGAUGGACCAUUAAUGAGUUUGGUCUAUCAGUACUAUACGAAAUCCUAUGCAAAUGGCACACAGUGUGAUCACAACUGCCGUCGAGGACUUCUAUGUGAUUUUGUUACAUCUCGUGCAGAAGAUCCGCAUCCGUGUGAUGCAAUUCCGAAUUAA